This is a messenger RNA of Plodia interpunctella (Indianmeal moth), 6292 nucleotides long. RefSeq names its product Actin binding protein 1 (gene Abp1). Gene Ontology annotation, cellular component: cortical actin cytoskeleton; site of polarized growth; actin filament. The transcript has 9 exons. The coding region runs from base 107 to 1762 and encodes 551 amino acids. NCBI's taxonomy places the organism in Eukaryota, Metazoa, Arthropoda, Insecta, Lepidoptera, Pyralidae. The record is from RefSeq and is a predicted model, not a curated record. Gene Ontology annotation, biological process: positive regulation of dendritic spine morphogenesis; postsynaptic actin cytoskeleton organization; regulation of actin filament polymerization. Gene Ontology annotation, molecular function: actin filament binding.
UCUGUGGUAAAAUUGUUGUGAGUCAAGUUGUUCGUCGGUGUUUUAUUGCAUUUUGCUUUCAAAUUCUGUUGCUUAUAUCGGAAAUUGAUUUUGCAAAUAAUGUAAAAUGGCUAUAAACUUGGAUAAGCACAAAGACGCUUUAAUAGCAGCAUGGAAGGACGUAUUAGACGAGAAAACGGAAACCAACUGGGCAUUAUUUGGAUAUGAUGGCCUAACAAAUGACCUAAAAUUUGUCAGCAAAGGAGACGGUGGGCUGAUUGAACUCAUAGAUGACUUCAAUAGUGGUAAAAUACAGUAUGCCUUUCUGAAGGUGGAUGUGCCCAAUGGCAGCAUAUCUAAGUAUGUGCUUAUCAACUGGCAGGGCGAAGGCGCGCCAACAGUCCGUAAAGGUACAUGUGCAAACCACAUCAAGCAUAUUGCUCAAUUCUUCACUGGAUUCCACAUGACCAUGCACGCAAGGACUGAGGAUGACCUUGAUGAGAAGGUCAUCCUCGACAAGUUGUCUAAAGCCGGGUCAGCUUUCAACUUCAAGCAGUGUCGACCUGAAGAAGUACCUCCAAGUGGACCAGUUGGCACUACUUAUAAGAAAGUCAAUCCAGUUCAAGAAAUCAAUUCUAAAGAACGCGAUCAGUUCUGGCUGAAAGAAGAGCAAGAGGAAAAGAAAAGGCUAGAAGCUGAAAGGAAGAGAAGAGAAGAGGAAAAAAGAAAAGCUGAAGAAGAUGUUAGGAGACGAGACGAGCUGGAGGCGGCUAGGAGAGAUAGGAAAUCUGAACUUAAAAAGGAUAGUCCAGAAGCGACUAGUCCCACUGGGCUGAAUGCCAGCGAAGCAUUACGAAGACAGCGCUCCGCCGAGGCCAGACAACUGAUAGGGGCGUCCACAGCGGCCGCGAGGGCUUUGUUCCAGCAGAACCUGAACCAGGGACAGAUGAAUAACAAAACGAACUCCAACAUACCAGAGAAACCAGUCCGCAGUUCUGUGAUAGCACAACGCAUAAAUACAUUCACACAAAACUCACCUCCAGUCACAAGCACCCCGCCGAAAUCACCAUCGAAGAUACAACCGAAAGCCGAGCUACACGAAGAGACCACAGAGCAACCAAAACUAAGCCCUAUGAAGAACAUAGACAAAAUAAAACUCAGUCUAGAAAGUCCUUCGCAGAUACAAUACGAACCGAUUAUCGAUCCCACAGUCGAUUUAAGUCCGAGUACAGAAACCGAACCGAGCUCAUUCAGCGCUAUAAAUUACUCAGAAUACAGAGACAUAGAAGAAAACAUGAAACAGAGUGAGCCGAUGAUAAAACAGAACAUUCUAGAGAAUGACAUGUUCGACGCGUCAUAUUCGAGUUCAAACGAGAAUGAUGACGACGAUAGUGAUAAUAAAUUCAGUACUAUAAAAAGAUCGCCGUAUAGUAAGAAUAAUAUUGCUGAAGAACACAGGUCGGAAUUGAGUAGACAGAAUACGGUCAUAGAGAAUGUUAAUUUCAAGAAGGAAAAUGGCAGUGCGACGCUUGAAGAUGUAUCUCCCGAAGGAUUGGAAGAAAGCACGAUAUACGAAGACCUGGACGAGGACCCGGGUCUCACUGCGAGAGCUUUAUACGACUAUCAAGCAGCGGACGAAUCAGAGAUAACGUUCGACCCGGGCGAGCUGAUCACGCACAUAGAGCAGAUAGACGCGGGGUGGUGGCAGGGGCUCGGGCCCCGCGGGGUCUUCGGCCUCUUCCCCGCCAACUACGUCGAGCUGCUGCCCGCACAUCCGCGCUGAACUCAUUCCACUUCUCCUUCUUCUUACUAGUGUUAUUAUGUAAACAGUCUUUCUGGGCAACCACUUUCGUGAUUAAUAAAAAAUAAUAAUUGUUAUUUUAUAACGAGAAAAAAAUUUUGAAAACGGCAUAAGGACAAAUUUUUAUUUUUUUUACUUUUGGAUGUAUAUUAGUAUUUGAUUGGUUUUCAACAAAAUUAAACAAUAAAUUAGUGUUAAGAUUGUUUACAUGUUAGGACUAAGUAGAAAAAAUAGACUUUAAGCUAAUAACCCGUGGGCCCACGUUUUUCUUUCGUAUAUCGUUAUUGCGAAUACUAGUGUUAUGACUAUGUCGAAAAUCUGUCGCUCUAAAGGCAUCUGACGUGUCUUUUACGACCACCUAGCGCCAUCUAGUGGUAAGUAGUCGUAUACACGUUAUUUACCCUUCGAGCGCGGAGAUAAUACAGACAUUGAACAACAAAUAGGAUCGCAGUCAGAUCGGGCCGCGCGAGACCUGAGGGGUCAAACUAUAUAGUCAACCAGUGUGCUGGUUGAACACUGAUAAAGUGAAUGUUUUUUAAAAGCCUAUUUUGUGUCAAACUGCUGGGCAAAUGUAUAUUUUUGCUUACACAACUCUCGAUUCAUUGCGGUUUCCCGCCAUAUUGGCAAGAAGCGAUCGAUUUUGUCGCGCCAUCUUGUUCUCGGUCUGCCUCUUUGCCGCCGUCCCUCUGGUUGUAACAACGUGGCUACCUUUGCCUAUAUAUCCAGUGUAAUCCGUGCAGGAAAGUGAUCGAUUAAUAACCGAAAAUACUAGAAAUCUGUACCUACAGUUACGGCCGAGGUACAAAUACUGAAUAAGUAUAUAAUAAAAAAUCAGUAUUUGGCAUACAUUGGAAAUAAUUUUGAUUGAAAAUGUUGCUUAACGAUCUCUCUUAAAUACCACUACACGUCUAUAUAAAGAAUAUUUAUAUAACAAUGGAUAAUUUGUUAGUUACGCUCAAAUAUACUGGUCAAAUAAACAGCAAUUAAAAUUAAACACUUUCCCCGUAAUUCAUAAAAAAGUAAACAUAUAACAUACAAACAUAUAAGCUAAAAUAUGUUUUGUCACUAUCGCACUUUAUAAUAUUUGCUAUUGACAGAAAGAGACGAACCAUACUUUAGCUUAAAGUGCGUUAACUUUUUUAUGAAUAAGGGGGUUACAAGUUAAGUUGUAUAAAUAUUUAGGUUAUUAUAUUUGGGAUUUAUAUGAAAUAUGGAUGGAGUAAUUGAAAUUGCACCUUUUUCAUUAAAUUUAAGGCAAUUAUUUCAAUUAGGAACUGUUUAAUGACGUAGCCAAAUCAUCAAUGUAAAGUGAACUUAAAUGCGUCCACGGUAGACAUACUUUUCAUUGACAAUUUGUCAGCAAAUAUCUUUGAUGUUGUCAACGUAAGUGUGUCUAUAGGAGACGAUUUAAAGCUCAUUUUUAAACGAACAUCAUUUUCGUCGGCUACGUAUUUUAACGUAGGAAAAUGAACGAAGAUUUAUUGUAUUAUGAUUACGAAUGAAUACGAGACUUAAGAUCACAAUGUUUCCGCCAGAAUUUUUAACAAUAUCUGCGCUUUAUCCUAAUCUAUGCAUUUUCACGUUUUGCUUUCAUUUUUACUGAUGCAUUUUUAUAACUUUAACGUGAGAGAAAUUAGUAUUAAGAUGUAAAAUGUAAUAUUAUGAACAUAAUGUAGAAAAGUUUCCAAUAUUUUUGUCUGUUAUAAUAUUGUGUUAUGUUGCGAGUUGGUUAUAGUAGGCUUAAUUUUUUUGAUACUUUACGACAAUGUUUAUUAGGUCCCAACUAGUUUAGUCAUAUUGUUUCAAUGCGUUGUCAUUUCUUUAGUUGAGGUUAUAGUUCAAUAUCAAUUUUGAUACUUCGACUUGGCCUGCUUGCAUGUCUGACCGGGUUACAGGAACAAACUUAUCUGGUCCUGUAUGGGAGUCGCUACUGUUGAACAAAAUGACAUUUCUAGUUGCCUUUUGAAAGUUUCAAUUUUUGAUCACCGGAUCUAGUAUUGUACAUUGACAAUACCUAUAUCGAUUUAUAUUUAUACCUAUGGUUAUAUUUACCCCGAGUUUAAUCCGCAAACAUACUCUAUAAUUGUUAAUAACGAUUGUUAACCUGAGUUUAUUUAUUCAGAUCCUUUUCGGUCGGAACGCGCGCACAAUGCUGCAAUUGUCUUUUGUUUUCCAUAGAUGGCGCGCUUCCACAAUUUGCUACUGGAGUUAGGACGGUGGAAUAGUAGCGUUCGAUUAGUUCGAUAUUCGCAAUCAAUAAAUAAAUCGUUCACGUGACAAAUAUGAUAUGGCUGAUUUUAUGGAGUUUCAGACAAAACUGUCUGAAACUCCAUAAAAUCAUACAUCAGUUCAUGUUUUGCCGUCGUAAUUUUCGCCUUCCGAUUAAUUCAAGAAACUAAAAAUUCUAUAAACUGUUAACACACCUAGGUAUGUAAUCUUCAACAAGUAACGAAAAAGAUCAUUAAAGAUGUGUAUAUGCAAUGAAAAUUAGAAAGUCAUUAAAUGGAAGGUUUAAAAGACAAGAAAAUAGUCUGUCAACGCAAUUUUUUUAAUGUUGUCACUUACACUAUGGGUUGCCACACGCAAAAAUAAAUAAACAUUCAUUUAUGUACUAUAAUAACGAUGCUGUGCAAUACAAAGUGAUAAUAAAAAGGCCUAAUUUAAUCUGAAGUGUUGUCUAAUUCACAAAAUCAAGAAUAUUGCAGUUGAAUACCCGUGUGAUUUCGCAAAUAGAUUUUCGGUGAUUCAAAAUGUUUAUUGUAUUUUUGUGCAAGCUGCAUAGUGUCAACAACGUUUAGAUUAGGUACCUACUAAUUUAAUUGGACUGCUUUAAUUUUAGUCUAGACUGCUUUGUAUAGACUUUACAUGUAGUGUAAUACGAAAAAUUAUUUUUUAUUAAGUAAUUUAUACAAAAUGUAAUUUAAUUAGAAUGAAUUAUCGAAAUUCUUUUGGCCAUAUAAUUUAAUCCUCGUAUUAAAGAUAUUUGUAUUAUUGUAUUGUGAAAAUAAAAAAACUUUUGUAAGAAUAUUCAAUAUCGUGUCUUGGUAGUGCCAAUUGAUGUACUAAUAAUAUAUUCGUAAGUUUUGUAAUAUCUGAGGCCGAUGCGCGAGUUUGCAAUUCACUUGUCACUUCAUUUCUUCAAAUCUUUUUGCAGUGAGACCGUAGUAUAAAACAAUAACAAUGUGGCAUUGUGACAGCGCGACAGCUCUCACUGCGAAAAUACUCAUUGUGAAUUGCAAACUCACACUACGGCCACUGAACACAAUUAAUAAUAGUCACUGAUAAACACACGUCUGUCACACUUUACACGUCAGUUGACUUAAUUUAAGGGUUUCCUCAUAUACAUCGGCACAAAAUCAGUUUCCAGAUAUUUGAAGUGUUUUCAUCCAAAAAUGUUUCCAACUCUAACGUGAAAACUACAGGAAAUUAAUGUGAAUAGGAAUCGCAUCGAGAUGGAAAUGUCGUUGCUUAAAAAUGCUUUUGAAUAAAUGAUGGAAUGCCUUGACUCAAUAGCAUAAAGUCGACUUUUAAAUGAAAGAUCUUGUCUCGAUCAAAAAUCUUUUACCACUUAUCUGUUUCCGUGUUGAUAUAUAAAUAUGAUGAGACCCUUAUAUUGUUAAAAAAUACCUACUUAGUACAGUGGUACUACGUAGGUAUUUUUUGACAAUUAAAAUGACUUAAAGAUUUUGUGAGAUUUUAAUGACUUCAAAUUUUGAAUGAAAACACAAAAUAUGUUAGUUUAAAAUGGCACAUUAUGUAGUGAGUUAUUACAUUAUGUAGUAUUGGAAAGGCACAAAAUAGGGUCACAAUAUUUUGUAGAUUUAAAUUGAACGUCUCGUAAUAUUCGUUAUGACUAGAAUUAGUUUCUCAAUGAUUUUGUUACUUUUUUCAGCUUAUUUAUUAUAACACGAUGUAAUUGUACAGCAAUUAUGUAAAUUAUAGUAUUUAAAUUAACUACCUAUAAUAUAACAUAUAGCACACUUUUUGUGAGAGAUUUGUACACACAGUCGUCCAGAUUGCUUUUUGAAUAGUUUCCGAAAUUUAUUUCAGAUGAAAUAAUGAAUGAAUCACAAUAUUUUAAGAUUCUAAACACAAAAUGAAUUUAAUUUAUUUAUCUUAGUAUAAAGCGAAAGAAAUUGUAAAGUCUAGUGCUCCUUUUAUUAUUUACAUUACGAUUUAAAGCGUUUUGAAUUUCAUUCAGUCGAAUAUCGAUGAAUUCGUUCUUUCCAGCAAGUGGAAGGGGUUCCAAAUGAUUGUGUGUGCAGCUCCUGGUGUGGAUGCGCCCCAAUAGGUAUUACAUAAGACUAAGCUUCGCCUUUAUCCUUCUAUACAAAUAGUUGUAAGCCCUUAUUAUGAGAUGUAUUUUUCUUAUUUAGUUGAUACAAUUAUGUCCUCAUGUAUACAGUGUAUUUGCAAUAUAUAAUUAUUUUUAUGUGUAUGGUGCUCCAUUGUAUUAUAGGUUUACAUUUGUAUCCUACUAUUUUAAAAAUAAACAAGUCCUACGAUUCCAGA